GGUUCGGGGCGGUAGUAGGGGCGGGCGGGCUCGGAGCCGGGCCGUGCCGAGUCGAGCGGCGAGCCGGCGUCGACUGUCGACUGAGUGGAGACUGAGACCCAGAGCCGCGCGGCGCCGUCAGUGUUGGUUUGGACGCGGUCGGAGCCACGCCGCCGCCGCCGUGCCGCCCGCGCCAGUGAAAGGCGAGCCAGCGCGCGUUGUUCGUGCGUACGUGUGUGAGUGUGUGUGUGUGCGCGCGUGUAAGCGUGUGUGUGCGAGCGGGCGGGUCGAGACGAGCACGCCGACGACGCCGUGCCCGUGCGACCAGGACGCCGCCCACCACCAGCCGCUGCUGCUGCCGCCGCCGCCGCCACUGGCGUCAUGGUGCUGCUCCUCCCGAAGAGCGUGAUCUCGGUGGUCUAAAGUGCAGUGCAAGUGCGUGUGUGUGUGUGUGUAGUGUGCGUGUCACAAGUGCAUGGGAUUAACGCGACGCGGCUCCGGACGACGACAACGACGACGACGCCAUGCCGUCCAAGAAGCAGUACAACUUGGUGCCGAACGACGAGGGCGACACGAGGAUCCCGCUGCACUCGGACGAGGCCUUCCACCAUGGCAUCACGUUCCAAGCAAAGUACAUUGGCAGCAUGGACGUUCCUAGGCCGUCAAGUAGAGUGGAGAUCGUCGCCGCCAUGAGAAGAAUCCGAUACGAAUUCAAAGCGAAAGGAGUGAAGAAGAAAAAGGUGCUUCUUGAGGUCUCUGUGGACGGCGUUCGAGUGUCGUUACGAAAAAAGAAAAAGAAAAAGCAGUGGAUGGAUGACAGUGGACUGCUCCUGAUGCACCACCCCGUCUACAGAAUAUUCUACGUGUCGCACGACUCGCAAGACCUCAAGAUCUUCAGCUACAUCGCGCGGGACGGCGCGAGCAACGUCUUCCGCUGCAACGUCUUCAAGUCCAACAAAAAGAACCAGGCGAUGCGGGUGGUGCGGACGGUGGGGCAGGCCUUCGAAGUGUGUCACAAGCUGUCGAUCGGGCCGGGCAGCCCCGCCCGGGACGACCACAGCGAGCGGGACUCGGAGGGCGCCUCGGACAAGACGACAAGGAAAGGCGCGCUGUCUACUCAGCUCAGCGUAGAUGGUCUAGAGGACUCGGUGCAGGACUCGGGCUCGUACGACGACUCACCCCGGUCGCCACCCCCGAGAGGGCUGAGGCUGGAUCUACAGCGGCCGCGGUCACCACAGGUGAACCGCAAGGACAUGAACGGUUUGCCGCUGCCCGACGAGGUGGACCGGGACGGCGACAGGGAUAGAGGGGAGCGGGAUCGGGACCGGGAGCCGUCGGCGGGCAGCCUGGGCGGCGGCUCGCUGCUGCACCACGAGGUCCAGCUGCUGCGGGAGCAGCUGGAGCAGCAGGUGCAGCAAACGCAGGCCGCCAUGGCGCAGGUCAACCUGUUGCGGGAUCAGCUGGCAGCCGAGAAGGCCGCCAGAAUGGAGGCCCAGGCACGGACCCACCAGCUGCUUGGGCACAACCGAGAGCUGCUCGACCACAUCACCGCGCUGGUGGCGCACCUGCAAGAGCAGGAGGGCGGGGCGGGCGGCAGCCAGCCGCUGCAGCUAGCACCACAGUGCGACCAGCUGGGUCCGGCGCUCUACCCGCCCGACUUCCAGGACGCCGCCCAGGCUGCGCAGGCCGCGUACGCCGCCAACAUGGCGCUGUUCAACAUGGGUGUGCCCGGGUCGCCGGUGCAGACGCUGCGGGGCGCGGGCUGCCCGGGCGGCACCCUGUUCGGCUUCCCCUACCAGACGGCCGACCAGCAGUUCCAGGCGCAGCUGCUGCAGCGCCUGCAGUCGCUGAGCGGCUACGCGCCCGCGGCUGCCACGGCCCGGUCGCCGACGCCGUUCGGCUACCCGCAGUCGCCCACCCUGGGCUACCGCAUGUCGCAGCCGUCGCCGUUCGGCAGCUCGCCGGCCAUGGCGGCGCCGCCGUCGCUCCAGUCGCGCGCCCACAGCACGCCCGCCGGCCCUGCGACGCCGUCGCCGUCCGCGCACAGCGCCGGCUCUGGGUCCGCGACCGCCGGCGCCGGCGGCUCCGCCUCGACGCCGCAGGACGAGGAGUCGUCCUUCUUCAUCCGGCCGCUGUCGCAAGUGGGCACGCUCACCACCACGGACAACGACGGCCGCACCCGGGUCAUCGUGCCCGUCCCCAUGGACGACGACAACCGGCUGAGCGCGCCGCCGGCCGGCCGGGACCCGCCGUCGCCCGGCGGCAGGUCGCCGAGGCACGGCGGCGCGGCCCCGGCCUCGGCCUCCGGGGGCAGCGGCGGCAACACGAAGAGGCAGCAGCAGCAGCUGGCGGCCGCCAUGGCCACGCUCGACGCGCCGCACGGCCCCCAGGGCGGCUCUCAGGGCGCCCCCCAGGGCGGGGUGGGCGGUGGCAUGCGGAGGCUGGCCCCCGGCGGCCCGCCCUUCAUCACCAGGUCGACGAGCGAGAAGGUGCCCAACCGAAGCGAGCUCAUGACGCAGGUGACGCGGGCCGCCUGGGCGCGCCACACCACGAAGUAGGCGGGCAGGGGGGAGGUGGGGAGCCUGGCGAGCAGGGCGCCUAGUGAGUGAAGAAAAGUACGCAAUCAUAGACAAAGUGCGUACCGACUGCGCUGAAGUGGCGAUGGAGAAGGAGGAGAGGGCAUUUUAUUUCCAUAAAUGUUUUCCGUUUUUCGUAGGGUGCUUUGUUAUUCCCAUAUAUAUCUUACACAUACUCUUCCCCGUUGUUGCGUUUAGAUGCAGAGUCUUCUAGACCGAUUAAUUUUCAGAUAGUUGUAGGAUGAAAGUCUUUUGGCGUUCAGUUUAUGAUGAGCGGUUUAUAGUAGUUCGUGCUUUCAUAUGUCUCCCUGUGAUGCAACUCUAUUUUAACACCUACUACGUAUGUAGGUACUCCGACGUAGCUCAUUCAUUAUGGGUAUGAAUCCUCGAGCACUAUUGUUUGCCAUUUUAUUUCAGAGAGAACUUUGUUCCCCCUGUUUUAACACCCAUGCCCCUUGCCCCCUUGUGAAUGUGAGAAUCUAAGUGCUCCAGAUGAUCUCAUACAGACAUCAUAGUUUUAUUUUAAAUUAAUGUUCCUUUCGCUGUUAUUUUAUUUGUUUAUUUAUUUUGUACACCAAGCUGCUUUUAUGAAAGUUUUCUGCACAUAUCACUUACUAUCAAAUACCUAUUCUACUCUAAAAUUGUUUUGCAUUGCUGUUGAUUUAAUAAAGCCUUGCAAAGAGUCUUAUGUAAAAUGCAGUUUUAUGUGAGGAACCGUUUCUAGUCUGCGCGGCUAUGUGUGUAUAUCCGCACCUUGUAAUGAUAAUCAGAAUGUCUUGUACAUACCUUAAUUUUGUAAUUUAUUUCGAUUUGUACAUAUAUUUUUUGUAAGAAGAUGCAGUGUGACCUAUUCUGCAUCAUGAAACUUCCAUUCGACAUUUUGUUUCGGCCAAAUGUGCGUCUUAUGGAGUGUUGCCCAGUGAUGUUAUAUUGUGUGUUGUGGAGGAAUAGUCUCCUUAAAUGUUCAUAUGACUGAUACGUGAGAGAGAACAAGAUGUAAAAUAAACCACAGAUUCAUUGUUAA
Messenger RNA from Frankliniella occidentalis (western flower thrips), 3579 nucleotides. Its product is annotated as capon-like protein. The record is from RefSeq and is a predicted model, not a curated record. The transcript is spliced from 10 exons. Gene Ontology annotation, molecular function: nitric-oxide synthase binding. Lineage: Eukaryota; Metazoa; Arthropoda; Insecta; Thysanoptera; Thripidae. Bases 504 to 2537 code for a protein of 677 amino acids.